This is a messenger RNA of Racocetra fulgida, 396 nucleotides long. Lineage: Eukaryota; Fungi; Glomeromycota; Glomeromycetes; Diversisporales; Gigasporaceae. The record is from the annotation of a GenBank genome assembly.
ACAAACGACUUAAGUGUGUACAAAUUUGCCCGGCAAAAGGCCCAAACAAUAGAUGGUGAUUUAAAUUUAGACGACAUAACCGGAAUAUUGAAAAGAUUUCAAGAAGAUCUAAAUCUGAAAAGUAACCAAAAUGAACAACAAAGUCAAGAGGAACCACAAGAUCUUGAAGCACGUGAAGUACUUGAAGGCUCUCAGGACAUUCAAUGUAAUAAUAAAGCUCAUUCAAGACUUUUCAACUUUGCUUACCCAAAGAAUAAACUGGGACAUAAAAAUAAAUGUCGCGACAUGUAUUUUGAGGCUUAUUCGACGGUUCUACGUGCACGAUCAUCAUUUUUUAGAGAAAUCUUAUGCACUCCAAUUUACUGCUAUCAAAUUGGAUUUAAAGGAAGUAAUUGA